Papaver somniferum (opium poppy) is the source of this 873-nucleotide messenger RNA. RefSeq lists its product as uncharacterized. Bases 1 to 873 code for a protein of 290 amino acids. The record is from RefSeq and is a predicted model, not a curated record. The transcript has a single exon. NCBI's taxonomy places the organism in Eukaryota, Viridiplantae, Streptophyta, Magnoliopsida, Ranunculales, Papaveraceae.
AUGGGUUCUUCUCAAUUCUUCCUAAACAACAAGAAGAUGAAGCUAGCUGACAUCUUAUAUGAAAGUUCAUGGGCUUUACCAAGUGAAAUCCAGGCUGUGCUAAUAAAUCAAAAAUUACCUGAAACAUUUGGGGAUGAAGAUGAAUUGAUAUGGAAUGAUGAUAUUAAAGGUACAUUUACAAUGCCAGCAGCAACAAAUAAGCUCAGACACAAGGAAACUAGAAAGCAUUGGUCAAGGUAUGUAUGUAAUAACUUUUUACAUCCUAGUAUUGCAAGCAAUAUUUGGAAAUUAGUGCAAGGAAUUUACAUUGAUGAUGCAAUUAUGGUGAGUAAUGGGUAUGAUUUAGCAUCUAGAUGUUGUGUCUGUGAAAAAGAUCAGGAUAGUAUGAACCAGUUACUCUGGAAUUGUGUUGUUAGUGUUGAAAUAUGGGAAUGGAUUUCAGCCAUUUUUCAGUUCAAGGCUCCUAAAUCAUUUGAAGAUGUAUGGAAGUGUGCAAAAAAUAAAAGUCCUCUCAUACAACAAAUCUUGAUUACAGCUUCUUGUGUCAUUCUAAAGGAAAUAUGGUUUCAGAAGAACAAGAAAUAUUUUGAAGAGGUUAAACCAAAUGUGCAGAAAAUUCAAAGAAAAGUAAUCAAGUAUGUGAAGGAGGGCGGUCUGAGAAUGAAAGGGCAUAAAUGGAGUCAGGUUUAUGAUGAUCAGAUAAUAAAUUUCUUCAGCUUGGGGCACAAAAGCACAAAAUUUCAGUGUAUCAGAGCUUGUUUCUGGUCUCCUCCAACAAAUGGCUACAUCCUCUUUUGCUGUGAUGGUUCAUCAUUUGGAAAUCCAGGAGCAACAUGUUUUGGUGUGGUCACAGAGAUGAAUUUUGCAAGGUAA